AUGUCUGUGCCCAAUGAAAACUCCGUUCGUUCUAAAAAAAAUCCGUUUUUGAUCUCAUUGAUUAGCGGUGCGUGUGCAGGUACAGCAACUGAUCUAGUCUUUUUCCCAAUCGAUACUUUGAAAACAAGAUUGCAAGCAAAGGGCGGGUUUUUCCAUAAUGGUGGCUAUAGAGGUGUUUAUAAAGGUUUGGGAUCUGCGGUAAUUGCAAGUGCUCCAAGUGCAUCUUUGUUUUUUGUAACUUAUGAUUCAAUGAAAAAAUUUUUACAUCCUUUUUUUAUCAAAUAUAUUGGUGGUUGUAACAAUAAAAGUGAAUUAGCCAAUGUUCUAACCCACAUGUCUGCCUCCUCAUUGGGUGAAAUUACCGCUUGUCUAGUUAGAGUCCCUGCUGAAGUCAUUAAACAAAGAACUCAAACUAGCCAAUUACUAAAUUCGUCUUCUUGGAAAACUUUACGAUCAAUUCUACAAAACAAUCGUGGAAAUGUAAUAAGUACUUUAUACAGAGGCUGGAACACUACAAUCAUGAGAGAAAUCCCAUUCACUUGUAUUCAAUUCCCUAUAUACGAAUAUUUAAAGAAAAAUUGUAAAGAUCCACAAACAGAGUCUAUAGCUCCCUGGAAGGGCUCUUUGUGUGGGUGUGUGGCAGGUGGUAUAGCAGCCUCCAUUACUACCCCAUUAGAUGUUUUGAAAACUAGAUUGAUGUUAAGUGAUAAAGAUAUACCCGUCCUUAAAUUAAUUGCAACAUUAUACAAAGAGGAAGGUUUUACAGUAUUUUUCAGUGGCAUUGGUCCAAGAACAAUGUGGAUUUCUAUGGGUGGCGCUAUAUUCUUAGGUGUCUAUGAAACUGUACACUCUGCGUUAUAA
Messenger RNA from Saccharomycodes ludwigii, 861 nucleotides. It is a transcript of the gene PET8, whose product is annotated as Pet8p. Gene Ontology annotation, molecular function: S-adenosyl-L-methionine transmembrane transporter activity. Gene Ontology annotation, cellular component: mitochondrial inner membrane. The transcript has a single exon. The coding region runs from base 1 to 861 and encodes 286 amino acids. NCBI's taxonomy places the organism in Eukaryota, Fungi, Ascomycota, Saccharomycetes, Saccharomycodales, Saccharomycodaceae. The record is from RefSeq and is a predicted model, not a curated record.